GUGGUGUGUGUUUGUCGUAGGACUGUCCGUAAGGAAUCAGAUUGUUUCUACACAUCGUCUCCUGUGAACAACCAUGAAGAUUCCAAUGUUCCAACCAGUGAAAGCGUGAGGAAAGACCAGCAAAAGGAAAAGAAUAAGGUUCUUCGCUGUUUAGGCCAGUGCUGAACAGGUGCUGCAUGACUCUCGCGCCGUUCGUUUGACCUUCUUUCCUACCACCACCACCACCUCAAAACAUAUCCACGCUGCUCGCCGCCGCAGGCGAUGUCUGGAAAGGCUCCGCCACGAGCACCUCGGGCAUUGCUGAAUUCAUUGGCAGCAUCUGCGACAGCCUCUUCAGCCACACCUGGUCCGCCGUCUGGACCAGCUGCAUCCUCUUCGAAAUUAGGAGCGGCACCUCCGACUGGACCUCGCAGUCUGCUCAAUGUUCGUACUAUCCAUGCACCCAAGGGUCCUCGCGCAGAUGGUUUUGCCAAUGGACACGUUGCAUCUACUGCUAGUGCUUCUCCUCCGACUGGCCCGAGUGCGAGAUACUCCCAGAAGGGGAAACAAGUCGAGAUUGCUUGGAAACCCAAAUCUCUGGCUGAUCCUAGUCCAUCCACCUCUCAACCUCAAACCAAUGGCGCCAAUGGUCAUACAAGACCUGUGGCAAAAGGUCCUACUGAUGUAAACGGCGGACUCAAUCCCAAAGGUCCAGCAAUAUCUUUCCGAUUACGACCGCAGCCGCCGCAACCUAAGACUGAACCACCUCCUCCACCACCGCCUACGACGAUACCACCCCCGCCUCCACCGCCGACAGAACCUCCACCUCCACCCCCGCCGAGCUCUGAGCCGCCUUCACCGCCAUCUUCGAUAUCUACACAACCUCCCCCAAGUUCAUCGGUCACACCAACUCCUCCACCUCUACCAUCGGAACAGCCGCCUCCGCCUCCAGACGAUCUACCGCCACCACCACCCCCGUCUGAGCCAUUUCCUUCAGAACCGCCGCCACCGCCUCCAUCUACCGCUCCGCCUGCUCUUCCUACAGGACCUUCAAUACGACAGUCUCUUCCCAGUAGCCGAUCACCGCAUCCGCCGCCACCACCAGAACCUACAUCUGAGCCUCCACCUCCGCCACCUUCUGCUCCUCAACUCUACUCUUUACCACCGCCACCACCGUGGCCUCCCGCGCCCGAUGUCUUUCCGCCAGGCAAGAACUUCAAAGUACUUUUUGAUCCACUGGUCGAUAGAGAUCGAGAUGGUAAGCUGAAGGCUCUGAUCGAACAAGUACGAGAGUCUCCAGUUGCACCGGAGAGGCUGAAGGGCAAAGGAAAGGGCAAAGAGAUCUUGACCAGGUAUAAUGGUGAGGUGAUUGAGGGUGAGCCUGAGCCCGUUCCGAUAGAUCCAAGGAAGGCGAAGGUCAAGAGGCUACCAACGCUGCGGCCUAUGCGAUCAGACCUAGUGGAAGCCAAGUAUGAGCACGAUACGAAUUCGGCUGGACCACCGCCGCCUACGUCUGUGCUUGUGAUGAAUCUCUCCCCACUGUCAUCAAAUCAGCACAUACGAAGGCACUUCGCGGUGUACGGUUCUAUUAUGUCUUUCGAGCACCAGAUCGACAAGUCUACUGGUGCGGCGUUAGGAAUUGUGCUCAUCACCUUUGCAUCACAUGCGGAAGCCAAAAGGUGUGCGGAGAGGGAAGAUGGGAAGAAGUUGCCUCAGGGAAUGGGUCUGAGUAUCAGCUGUGGAGAGGGCGAAGGUUUGCGGGUGACAAUGGAUGGGGAGGGCAAGAUAAUGAAGGCAGUUAUCAAAGAAUUAGACGAUCGAAGGAGAAGAGAACGAGAUGAGAGGGAGCGGCAUAGACGAGAAAGGGAGAAAGACGACAAGAUGAGAGAAGUGAAGGCUGCUGCAGCCGCACUUUCAUCCAAGGCCACUCCGAUGUCCUCCAGUACGAGCGGAACGCCGGUACAUGGUGGUGCUUCAUGGCGAACAAACCAUCAAGUCCCUCGGCAUGUCUCGUCACGAUCUGGACACCCUUCACAUCCUAUCAAUGGUAGGACCCAAGGUUCCACUCAUUCCCCUGUACCGUCAUCGAGCUUGCAUCAUCCAUUGAACGGCAAGUCUUCGAAUCGUGAUGAUCUUUCAGAACGACCUCGACGGCUACCACCGUCUCUGUUCAAAGCUCGAGCAGUCACCUCGAAGCCGUCUCCAACACACCAACUUCCUGCUCGUCCUAGUUUUACUCCGAGCAGUUACUCUUCUCGUCAUGAUCGAGGCAGGCGGCCGUACUAUAACUCGUUCGCAGAAGACCAGGAGGACGAGGUACGAUCAAGACCACGGUCUCCAUCGCCUGUUUCACGACGUAUAGGUGACUAUUCCAAAAAUGCGAGACAAAGAGAACAUGAGGGUGUAUUGGAGGAGCUGUCAAAGAAUGGUUUCGAUCAUGUUACUAUUGACGAUGGGAGUGGUGGGCUUCUAGGGGGUGCCGUCCGUGAGGAGGAUGUGAGAGAAUACUUUGAUGGAUUCAAAGUGGAUAAGGUUCUCCAAGAUCACAAAGGCUGGUAUGUCACUUUCCAGACAAGUGACUCUGCACGCCGCGCCGCCAUGGUUCUUAAUGGUGGCCAACGCACAUUAGCCCAUCAUACUGUGAACAUAACAGUCCAUAAGUCCCCUCCCCGGACUGCUGGCUUUUCCAGGUAUCGCCUGACUGAUGAUGAAAUUGUCGCGGGAGCCGAGAAGCUCAUACUUCAGGAGCUCAAAACCCUUCUAGAGAAGGAUGUUAUGGAGCAAAUCGUCGGGACCGAGGUCAAGAGGCUUGUCACUGAGGAUCGAGAGAAGAGGAGAGCCGAUGGAGUAGAUGGUCUAUUAGAUGAGGGUGCUGAGGAAUUGCUUAGUCGACGUGCUUUGAAGGGUCUGUCGUUUCGCAAGCAGAGGAAACGCGUUCGUGAAGAGGCGAAACCACCACCUGUUGAAGAGCCCGUUGCUCCUGCUGCUAAACCCGCUCAUGUAGAUGAGGAAGAGGAACCUCCACGGAAGAAGGCCAAGAAAGCUCCAGCUCGCAAGGUUGUUGUUAUCGAAGAACCUGGGGUCGAGUCUGAAGAUGAGGAUGUCGUCCCUAUGGCUGUCGAAUCUGUGGAGGAAGUUCCUACGCGUAAACGGUCGCCUUCCGUCACCAGGCACGUUGAGGAACCUCCAGCGAAGAAGGCCAAGGUGUUGGUCGAUGAAAUACCUGUCAAGACACAGAAGAAGACCAAGAAACCAUUGAAGAAACCCAUGGAACCGGCUCUUGACGAACUCGUCCACGAAGUGCUUCCAGAGGAUAUUGGCUUCACCCCACCUGCUGUCACUCAAGUCCGUUUCACACCUGAGUCAGAAGCACCCAGCUCGCGUCCACCUACUCCGAUUGUGGUACCACCGAAACGCAUCGUGCCUCCGAAACCGCCGAUCAAUCCCUACCAGCAAGGUAUCUGCGAUGACGAUGAGGAUCUGUAUUUCGCCAGACUGGCUCUGGCUGACGAAGAGGAGCCUGUGGCUCCGCCCGUUACAGAAGAACUUGAGCCUGAACCGGGCUCUAUAUCCCCUCGUCGCGUCCAUGUUACUGGGUCUGCUCGUACGGAGGGUUACUACAAGAUCUCGCAUGCGGAGAAGUCGGCGUACGUUGCACAGUAUGCCAAUCGCUCGGCUGCCAACGAAGCUGCUUCUCAAGAGAUAGAGAGACCACCGCAGCCUCAGACCAUCACUUCUUCGCGUUCUAAUCGUGCCAAUGCCCGUCGUCGUGCUCAAGGUUUGGAAGAGAUCAACCAAGUCCAACGAGCCAUGGCUUUGUCGAAAGGUGAAUCUGCCGCUACCGAAUUGGUCAAGUUCAACCAAUUGCAGACGCGUAAGAAACAUCUGCGGUUCGCCAGGUCUCCCAUUCAUGACUGGGGAUUAUAUGCUAUGGAAAAGGUCUCUCGUGGCGAGAUGGUCAUUGAGUAUGUCGGCGAGAUUAUCCGUGCCCAGGUGGCGGAUAAACGCGAGAAGGCAUAUGAGCGACAGGGUAUUGGGAGUAGUUAUCUCUUCCGUAUCGAUGAGGAUCUGGUGGUGGACGCUACGAAGAAGGGUAACCUUGGACGUCUGAUCAACCACUCUUGUGAUCCAAAUUGUACGGCGAAGAUUAUCACUAUCAAUGGUGAAAAGAAAAUCGUCAUUUACGCCAAGCAGGAGAUCGAGCUAGGCAGCGAGAUCACUUAUGACUAUCACUUCCCCAUUGAGCAGGACAAGAUCCCUUGUCUGUGCGGUUCCGCCAAAUGUCGUGGCUAUCUCAAUUAAUAGACGAACGCCCUUCCGUAAUUUCAUCUCUAUGUAUUUGCUUCCAGUCUUCUCUGACAGUCCUAGCUCAUCGCAUACCCCGUUCUCUCUCAUACUAUUAUCUUCGUUGAGUACGUACAUUGUCCCCGUGUUUUUUCUCCCCUGCUGCUCUCCCAUCCGUACCCUCGCAUCGUCUGUAUCUUAUAACCUCACGCAUAUAUUUUCCUGUGUUUUUUUGCCCCCUUUGUAACGUUUUCCCAAUUGUUGAAUCUUUGUCGUCGUCGCAUACGUUCACACAGUACAUAAUGCAUGCAUGGUUGGAGUCUGCGGACUGUUCAUUC
Molecule: messenger RNA, 4601 nt
Organism: Somion occarium
Lineage: Eukaryota; Fungi; Basidiomycota; Agaricomycetes; Polyporales; Cerrenaceae
Source: the annotation of a GenBank genome assembly